Molecule: messenger RNA, 1287 nt
Organism: Eupeodes corollae
Lineage: Eukaryota; Metazoa; Arthropoda; Insecta; Diptera; Syrphidae
Exons: 1
Coding region: 1-1287 (428 amino acids)
Biological process (GO): DNA integration
Molecular function (GO): nucleic acid binding
Source: RefSeq, a predicted model, not a curated record
AUGUGCGUCGGUCCAAAGAGUCGUAUCAGGAAGUUGAAUCCAUACAUGCAAUUCGACUCCUUAUUUCCACUUGUUCGUGUGGGUGGACGACUGGAACAAUCAGAGCUGCCGUACGAUGCUAAACAUCCAAUUUUGUUGCCGAAAUCUCAUCCAUUUGUUGAAUGCUUCAUGAACUUCCUUCAUUUCAAACAUCGCCACGCAGGAGCCCAAGCAUUGGUAUCGAUUGCUCGGCAACAGUUUUGGAUCAUCGAUGCUCGAAGCCUGGCAACGAAAGUGGUACACAAUUGCCUGAGAUGUUUUCGAAUGCGGCCAAAGUUACGAGAGCAAAUUAUGAGUGAUCUUCCCUCGUCACGAGUAUGCAGUACCAGGCCAUUUCUUGUUUCUGGCGUCGACUUUUGUGGCCCUUUUCCAACGACGGUAAAAACAAGAGGUUGUCGGACCACAAAAUCGUACUUGGCUGUAUUUGUAUGCUUUUCUACAAAGGCAGUCCAUUUGGAGAUUGUUUCUGAUUUGACAACAAGUGGAUUUAUGGCAGCUCUGGGAAGGUUCAUCGCGCGUCGUGGUAUUUGUCGUUAUCUCUACUGCGACAAUGCGACAAAUUUUGUGGGGGCCCGGAACGAGCUAGCAGAUUUGAAGAAACAGUUCUACAACCAAGGUACUCAAUCGUCGAUUCUAAGUGCUUGUGCAGAAGACAACAUCGAGUUCCACCAUAUUCCGCCCCGUUCACCCCAUUUCGGUGGGUUAUGGGAAUCGGCUGUCAAGUCAGCGAAGAGCCUUCUAAUCAGAUCCUGCAACCCAUUUUCGCUAACUUUCGAAGAACUGACCACUGUCGCAGCAGAGAUUGAAGCCAUUUUAAACUCUCGGCCAUUGACACCACUUACUUCAGAUCCAAGUGACGAGCAGGUUCUGACUCCGGGACACUUAAUUAUUGGUAGUCCAUUGACAUCGUUUGAGGAACCCAACAUCACCAACAUAUCUCGUCUUAACAGAUGGCAACAAUUAACUUCCAUUCGGCAACAUUUUUGGAAGCGAUGGUCCCGCGAGUAUAUCUCACAGCUCCAGUACCGUCACAAGUGGAAUUCGACAUCAGCUGAUAUUCAACCUGGCACAAUGGUUCUUGUUUCCGACGACAACUUGCCUCCGUUAAAAUGGUUACUAGGACGCAUUGUUGAUACCAUCCGAGGCAAAGAUGGCCAUGUUCGAGUAAUCUCAAUCAAAACUAAAUCUGGUAUUAUAACAAGAGCUGUACACAAGGUGGCACCACUUAAAUUCGAAUGCAGUACUUAA